GCCUUUGCGACCACGGCGGCGGCGGCAUUCCUCGUUCAACCAGGUGAACCGGGAGUUCCCGAAGUGGGCGGCCGAGUGGGCGCGCGUGCUUGUCCCUGGCGGCGUGGCGCUGGUGGUCACGAUCUGCAAGAAGGUCGUGGAGGACAAAACGCUGCCGCCCCUGCAGAGGCGCGGGCUGCUGGAGCUGGAGCAGGCCAUGCAGUUCGACAACAAGGGCUACACGGUCUGCCGGCUGUACACGCUGCGGAGGCCGCGCGGGGGCCCCGCGCGUGCGGAGCAGCGGCUGCGGACGCAGGCGCCGUGGACGCCGGUGCGGCAGCUGCACCGGGCGGCGCGCCGGUGGCAGCGGAU
Prorocentrum cordatum is the source of this 351-nucleotide messenger RNA. Lineage: Eukaryota; Dinophyceae; Prorocentrales; Prorocentraceae. The record is from the annotation of a GenBank genome assembly.